Rotaria sordida is the source of this 1134-nucleotide messenger RNA. NCBI's taxonomy places the organism in Eukaryota, Metazoa, Rotifera, Eurotatoria, Philodinida, Philodinidae. The record is from the annotation of a GenBank genome assembly.
AUGCGUACGAUUUACUCUUUUACUUCGCAUUAUCCAAGUUAUCAAAAACAUGAUACAACAGUAGUAUCAUCAACCACACUUAAAGUCAAAGGUAUCGGUCAAGUUGAGAUGCCACAAAAUAAGACUGUUAUCAUGGAUGUUGCAGAUUAUGUUAUUCCACCAUCGGAAAACAAUGGUAUGUUUGUUAUGACUAAUUUUGUUCGAACUAAUCAAAGACAAUCAACAUGUGCUGAAAAUAUAGAAUUGAAACAAGCAAUAUGUAAAAAUGACAGCAUAUGUUCAAAUCAAUCAUUUAUACCGACCAUGAAUGGACGGUGGACAGGUCGAUGUUUAUUUACACCAGAGAAAAAUAUCGUCUAUCAGACAAGAUCUGUGAUAACAAGUUCAAAGGGUUUAUGUGAAUAUGCAGGUUGGUGUCCACCGGAAGAUGGUGAGUCAUCGAUGAUGCUUGUUCAAGGAAUUCUUAAUUUUACAGUAUUUAUAAAAACUUUUCUUGAAUUUCCAUUAUUUGGAGUUAAAACCAAAAACAUGGUUGAUAAUUUGAAGCCAUGCAUUUUUGAUCCAAUUCACAAUAAAGAUUGUCCAAUAUAUACUAUUGAUUAUAUGCUAAAUCAGGCUGAAGAUAACAGUACUGAACGUGAUUUAAUGUUACGCUAUGGUGGUUUUAUAAAUAUAAAACUUCAUUGGGACUGUAAUUUGGAUCGAAAUAUAAAAUUAUGUAAACCUAAAUACACAUUUAGUCGUCUUGAUGCACCAUUUCAUGAAAAGCCAUUUUCAGUUGGGUUUAAUUUUCGUUAUAGUUCGACUUGGAAACAAAAUGAAGAACAUUUUCGUACAUUAACAAAGGCGUAUGGCCUUCGUUUUAAAGUUACUGUUAGUGGCAACGCUGGAAAAUUUAAUUUCAUUACGUUAACUUUAAAUAUUGGUUCUUUAAUUGGAAUAUUUGGUAUAGCGACAUUUGUUUCCGAUAUUAUUGUAUUGUAUAUAUCAAAAAAGUCAGGUGCUUAUCGUGAACACGUCUUUGAAAAACUUCAAUUGGAAACAAGUUUAGAUGAGACAAAAGACCAUUCAAAACUUUGUGUUAAAAAAAAUGAGGAUCAAUUGUUAAAUGACGCAUCAAAUACGGAUAGAUAA